AAAUAUAUUUCGAUGUUAUCUAAAAAUAUAUGCACGUAUGAUUAAAUAUAUUUUAAAGCAAUAAUUUUUUCUAUCGUUAUAAAUUGCGCGAAAAAUAUCGCACGCGCGACAAAAAGAGAAGAGCGUUGUUCGAAAGUUGGAAAGAAAAUAUUCGAUCCACGGUUAGAACGAAUUCCAGUAGCUGGAAUUCCAGGGACCACGGUCGGAGCGCGUGGAUCGUUUCGGCAGAAAAGAGGCGCAGACGUGAGUCCAACUCUCGACAGGGGCGGAGUCCCUGCCCUUUGUCAAUAAGAGAGCAUGCUCCCUCAUAUCCCUCUUCCAUUUCGUCUCUCUUCUUCCCCACACUGGAACGCGUAGCUCGCAACAUCUCCUCCACCACCCUUCUUCAUCCUCAUCUACGUCCAUCUCCCGUCCUCUCUUCCCGAUCUUCCCCCUCCUCGCUCUCCCUGUAAUCAGCCUCUCUCAUCCUCCAUUACUUUUCUCCCUCGCGUUUCUUUCCCUCCGCGUUUUCAAUCGCGUUCCUCCUCUUCCUCUCUUUCUCCAUCUCCUCUCCUCUCUUCAUCGUCCACCCUGGCGCCUCCAUCUUCUUCCCUCCUCCUCCUCCUCCCAGUUUCGUUCCAGGGGACGAACUAUUUUUUCGCGGUACGCCUCUCCAAAUAUACCCACACGGCACACGUCGAACGAGCCGGCCCCAGAGCACAGACGCCGCGACGCCGCCGCCGCCGCCGUUGGCUGCUGCUGCUGUUGUUGUUGUAGCGCCAGAUAGAUCCGCGGCCGUAGAGCGACGAGACGCGACCGCGCGAAAGAAAGAGCGAAGAAAUUUCGAAUUUCGAAUAUGCGCCCAACGUGAAUCCCGAUGAACGUGUCAUCGAUCGAUGGUUGCUGAACCAGGCCCGCCACGGUCCGCGCUCGGUCCACGCGUGUCUACGCGCAAACAGGAGACGCGCCGCUGCCCGCGAGCCGCGCUACUCUGUUGCUCCCGCCGUGCCUCGAAUAACCGCGAUUGCCCAGACCUGACGCGGAUCUUCCACGGGGGAUAAUCGUUCUCGACACUUUCCGUACGACCGAAGUAUAUACUUCGAAAAGAGAAGAGAGAUAGAGAGAGAAUAAGCAAGAUCCGGGAAGAGGAGAGAGAUGGCGGGAUAAAGGGAGAGAAUAUAUUGGAUAGGGAAAGAGGGAGAGAGAAAGAGAGGUGACUUUUAUCGAUUGUCGUCGUGGGACGAGAUACGAGGGAGAGAGAGAGAGAGAGAGAUAUCCGUGCUGGAUUCGAGAGUGCGGGGAUCUUGCGUUGCGACAGAAUCAAUUCCGUGCGGUCCAACAACGCAACGUGUUACCCAUCAACUUCUGUGUUUCCCAUCACGAUCAAUCCGGGAUGGGUACAGUGUCGCUACCCGCUUACGAGGCCCGUCCUCCCAGCUGAUGGUGUUUUUCGGUGGCACAAGGAAGAUCGAAGGGGGAGUCGCGAUUGGCCGACGAAUGAUCGGAAAACGCGACAAAAUUGUUAUUGUCGACCCUGGAUUGAGGGAUUGAAAGGAGGGAUUGAUCGACGAUCGAGGAUACCCAAGGGCCGCUAAUGCUACGGACGAACGGAUGAACUGUUGGAAACUAUGCUGGCAUAUUGUACGACGUCGCAUUGGAUCGAAGGAUAUAUCGAGCGGUUACACGAGGAAAGCGCGGAGUAAUGAUCAGUGAUACGCGGUCCGAGGUGUUGACCGCGAAUUUCAAACAGGCGAGUCGCACCGUGCAUGACUGGCGGCGUAAAUUCGCCUUGAGCGGUAACCUAUUGUUGAGAAUUUUUCUUGGCCUUUGUUAUAUCACGGGUACGAAUUGCGAUUGGAAAGAGAGAAUGCCGCGUGGGACCAACAACAACAACAUGCAGAUCACUAGCCGAUUGUCUCAGCUCGGCUAUUGCGAUCUGGAGGAGACCUGCGACUGGUCGUGGAACGACAAAUUUCAAGAAAAUUUCAAGAAGAGCCUACCCUUGAGAAAUAAAUUGGGGCCUAACGUGGACGCCAGUAAUUCUACAGAGGGGCAUUUCUUAUGGUUUACUGGGUCCGGAAAACCUCAAAUAUGGUCCGGUAAAAUCCCUCCAACUGGAUCACGUUGCAUAUUAGAAUUAGCUCUGUAUCAAGUUGAAAUGAGCAAUGGUAUUAUCAAGUUACUUAUAAUUACAAACAAUACAAGUUGGAUUGCCGCGGAGAGGCAAGGAAAUAAUCAUACAAAAUGGGAGAUAAUGCGUUUUACAAUAGGUACUAUCACUCAGUCACAUCAGUUAAUUAUAGAGAUUUUAGUACCCUAUUCUAAUUCCAGCAUCGCUAUUGAUAAUGUUCACCUAAUCGACUGUUUCCCGGAAUCAACAGCGGUGAGGACUGACUGCACGGAAGACAUGUACCGUUGUAAGAAUGGCUCGUGUUUAAACAGAACACGUGUCUGUGACCUGACAAAAGACUGCGCCGAGGGCGAAGACGAGGAGGACGAUUGCGACAAAAUACCGGAGAACGCGAGAUGCAAUUUCGAGCACGGAUGGUGUGGAUGGAAAAAUGUGCCGGGAAGACCUUUAAACUGGACCCUCCAUCGUGGCGCAACACCGUCCGAGAAAACUGGACCUAGUUACGAUCAUACAUACCGCAAUGCGUCCGGGACAUACGCCUAUGUAAGUAUGUCACCAAAAGUAGAAUAUGGUAGCCACGGUACUAUUGAAAGUCCAUUGUACAAUCCUACACCACCUUAUAAUGGUGAUCCACAAAGUCCUUACCAUAAGUCGUGUCAAGUACGGUUUUUCUAUCAUCAAUAUGGUGCAAACAGCGGUUCUCUUGGAUUGUAUUUAGUUCAAGUAAAACCACAUCAACCCCAUUACGAACGAUUAUGGUGGUCUUAUCUUAGUGGUGACAGAAGUGACGUUUGGUACAAUCAAGCUGUUUCUUUACCUGAUAUCAAAUACAGAUAUUUUCUUCAAUUUGAGGCAAGCAGAGGAUAUUAUUCAAAAGCUGAUGUAGCUAUCGAUGAUUUUUCCCUGAGUCCAGAAUGUUUUGGCAUUGGAGUUCCUCCUGAAGUCGUGGGAGAUUUCAAUUAUUCUAACCCCGUCAUUGAUUCGGAAAAAAUCCGUGUUCAACACAAAGACUUUGUUAACGAAACUGUUAUACAUAUUACCACAUGUGGAAAUACAGGAAGAAUAGGCCCCAAUUCUGAGCAAUGUAACAAGGAAUACAAUAGAACAGACAUAGAAUUAGUUACACCUUCACCAGAAGAAGAUCCCCUUUCUUUCAAUUUAAAUGGUAUUCAACGAUGGAUAGCACCUCGUGGUGGAUAUUAUACUUUAAUUGGAAUGGGCGCCCGUGGAGGAAAAGGUUCUGGAGGUAUGGGAAGCACGUUGGGUGCACUUGUCCGUGGUGUAAUCGAAUUAGAAAAGGGUGAUCAACUGUACUUUAUGGUGGGGCAAGCAGGAAUGGAUGCGUGUCCUAAAAACUUGGGACAGAAAUUAGACAGUUGUCAAGGCCCUCCAUUAUAUGGGUCUUCCUUAGGAGCUUCCAAAGUACAUGAAGUAAGAAAGAUUAAGAUAAGAGAUGGUGGAGGUGGUGGUGGUGGUGCAACGUAUAUUUUUACAUUAAAAAGUAAUGGAGAACAACAUCCCAUACUUAUCGCAGGGGGUGGAGGUGGUUUAGGAUUAGGACAAUUUAUUGACAAUGGCCAUCAACAUGGUCGAGGACCCCCUCCUCCUGGAAGACAACCUAUUUCGGGCACAGUUCUUUCAUCACAAGCAGAUAGCCCAGGCGGCCCAGGUGGAGGAUUGAACGAGUCAUCGGGUACGGGUCAACGAACUACAGCAGGCGCGCUCCUUGUUAGGGGUGGCGUAGGCGGAAUUGGUUGCGGACCUAGAAAUCACGGAAACGGAGGAUUCGGCGGCGGCGGUGGUGGAUGUCUCACAGGAGGUGGUGGAGGUGGCUACAUAGGUGGUAAUACCGGUCACAAGGAACUUAGUAACGGCGAAGGUGGUUACUCCUACGCCAGCAGCGAGCUUAUGUACGUUCACUUCCUGUCAGGAAUAAAUCAUGGGCCAGGAGAGGUUUACAUUAUUCCUGCUAUCAGUGGUUGCGAUUGUGACUUCCGUUGCAUCUCUCUCGAUCAGUAUCUCAGCGAGACAAAGUGUCUCUGUCCCCCAGGCUGGUUAUUGAGUAAUAAUUCAAGAUCUUGUCUUCCCGACGACAAUGUUUUAGACGGUUCAAAAGUUACCCAUCAACCGUUCAUGAUACCCCUUAUAGUUGUAAGCAUUGGCCUACUCUUUGCUUUCACCGCUCUCUGCCUACUACUUUAUAAUCGUUACCAAAAUCGAAAGGCGCUUAUACAACGGCGACAAGUAAUGUUUGGUAACGGAACUGAAUUAACGUCGCUGCAAGCUGUUUCCGACACUAUAAUGACCGAAUUCAAUCCGAACUACGAGUUCGCUGGAAAUCUUUAUAGUUUUAAAGACUUGACGCAAAUCCCACGCGAAUGUAUAACUUUGAUAAGACCGCUUGGUCAAGGAGCUUUUGGCGAAGUUUUUCAAGGUGUGUAUAGAUAUAGACGGAAUCAAGAACAACCUGUCGCUGUGAAGGCAAUCCCAUCUUCGUCCAGGCCUCAGACAGAGGCUGAUUUCAUGAUGGAAGCUCUGAUAAUGAGCAAAUUUAAUCAUCCCAAUAUCGUACAUUUUAUUGGAGUUUCUUUCGAGAGAAAUCCAAAGUAUAUCGUGUUAGAAUUGCUUGCCGGAGGGAAUUUGAAGAAUUUUCUUCGAGAAGAAAGGCCACGCGCGGAUCGGCCCACUUCGUUGAGGAUGCAGGAUUUGAUAAUGUGCGGAUUUGACGUAGCGAACGGUUGCAAAUAUAUGGAAGAGGCCCGAUUUAUUCAUCGAGAUAUCGCCGCGAGAAAUUGUUUGCUCACGUCCAAGGGACCCGGUCGUAUAGUGAAAAUCGCUGAUUUCGGCAUGGCAAAGGAUAUCUAUAGGAGCGAUUAUUAUAGAAAAGGAGGCAAGGCGAUGUUACCGAUUAAAUGGAUGCCACCAGAAAGUUUUCUAGAUGGGAUAUUCACUACGAAAACUGAUGUUUGGGCAUUUGGCGUACUACUAUGGGAAAUUAUGUCUUUUGGUUACAUACCUUACACUGGUUGUACUAAUAGAGAGGCUAUGACAAUGGUAACGUUAGGGGGUCGUUUAGAAAAACCUGCAGGAUGCCCUGAUCCUAUUUAUGGAUUAAUGACACGAUGUUGGCAUCCACGCCCUGAAGACCGGCCUAGUUUUGCAACUAUCGUCGAGAGAAUUGGUUACUGUUUACAGGAUCCUGAUGUGAUAAAUCAUCCAACUCCCAAUUUUGAUAUUUUGCCAAUCUGCGAUCGUGAAGUGACGAUAAUGAGACCUGAUCCGGAAACAGAAUGUAUCAAUGUGCAGUCAGAACUGGACGCAUGUGGAUACAUGCAACCUAGAAUUAUCGAUUCACGAUCAGCUAGUCAACGCAUGGCUCAAGCUAUUGCGAGCAAUAAUCCUAAUCUCAGAAACGAAAAUCCGAAUCGAAUGAAUUCAAACGAAAGAAAUAAUACGCAAGCACGAUUUCAAUCAAUUCCAUAUGGCACUAAUACAGAAUCUGAACAAGGUGGAAACGCGAGUCGCGAAGAUUUUAAGGAUGAAAAUGUUCAUUCAGAGAACAAACAUAAGGCUGACAAUUUAAAUUGCGAGGAGAAAAGCGUACAUCGAACUUCGACGGACAUCGAAAAUAGGUUAAGAAACGCGGACAAUGGUAACAAUCGUACAUCAAAUAUCGAGAAUCGUCGAAAUAGCACGGUUGAUAUUACGGAUGUAGACAGGAGGAAUGGCAAUGAAAGCAUAACUACCACUGAGACCAAUUCUGAUUCUUUGAUCGUUGCUUCCUCGGACACACCGCCUGAUACGAUCAAUUCGUCACCGAACACACGUAGUCGAUCCCCUAGUCACACUGGCCUAAAUACGAGCGCCACUAAUGUUAAUGGAAUGUUAAAGAAAAACGCCCUAAAGGCUGCGCUCAGUUUGGAUCCUAGCGCUCUGUGUCGUGGCACGAUACCGUACGAAAAAAUAGCAUUCUCACCACCACCACAGCGUUCAAGUACCCCUGGCAGCAUGGAAAUCAAGAAGUUCUAUGUAUGAUGGAACUAUCGUCUCUCUGUUCUUCACACGAAGGAUCUUCUGGGUCAUGAGCUACCAAAGGAAGAGGAAUGCUUUUGCUGAAAUUUGUACAAAGGGGAGUGACAGAAUUCCCCGACAGUCGAUGUUACAAUGCAUUCGACUAAAUCAUUGCGACGUUCCGCAACUGUAAAUGCAGUUUCUACGGCUAUGCGUUUCAAGGAAUCAUCGUCAUUUCUGUGGACACGAAAUGAAGAAUAUUCGCGUCAUGUGUACUCCGAAGAAACGUUACUAUAAGUGGAAAUUUCGAUUCUUGAACAAGUGAAUUGGUAUCGUUUUUCCAUUCCUUUUUAUUUUCCUUUGUUUUCGAAUGUGAAAAAAAGUUAUUUUCAUCCUUAUACCAGAGGGAAGACUUUAAUUGAGUUUAUUAAAUGGACGGUCACGCAUUCUCCAUUAUGACGCAUUAGGGAAAUAUAUAUGAAGUUUUUAAAAAAUAUUGUAGUUUAAGUAAUAUUAAUUUAUAAAUGAAAAAGUUUUCUCAUACUUUUAUUUAUUUUUUAGAAGCUUCAAAGUGAAUUCCCUUCAUCAUAUGAUCGACACGAACGAAAAUAAUCAUCGAUAAAAUUUAUUUAUAAUAACAUAUAUCGAAUAUAAGGAAUUGCAAAACAAAAAUGAAACAUUAUGAGCUUGAGGUCGUCCGUUAUUAAAUUCAACUAAAUCCUUUUUCUCAAAACUCACGAACACGAACAUUUACGAUACACACACACUUGUGCGCGUAAAAAGUUAUAUACGUAUAUCUACAUAUUACAUGUAAAAGAAUUUAAAAAAAUAGAAAAAAGAAAAAAGAAAGAAUUAGAAAAAGUGAAAGGUACUAACGUGAUGUUUAACAUACGUAUGCAUAAGAAAAAAAAUAAAUAAAUAAAUAAAAAAAAAUAUAAAAAAAAAAAAAUAAAAAAAAACCGAGAAGAAAAUUCAAAGUAUUAAGUCUGAAACGAAUGUUAUCACGUACCUAUACAAAAUACACUUCAUUGCAAUGUUCAAUAAUACAUUGAAUAUUCAUACAUAUACAUACAUUACCAUACAUCACAGUUAUAAAUUAACAAAUAUAAAUUAACGAAAGAAACUAUGUAGAUAUAGUUGUUAACGAGCUGUUAUCAUCGAUGUUCCUCCUGCAGAAGGAUUAUCCAGAAAAAUUCAAUUAGGGAUCCUUCUUGUCCUUUAUAAAAUAUAUGCAGGACGAUCGUCAAAUCGCGAAUAUCGUGUAAUUGUAUGAAACAUUUUUUAAAGAUACAAGCGAUGUACACAACGUGUGAUAUACAUAUAUAUAUAUAUAUAUAUAUAUAUAUAUAUAUAUAUAAAUAUAUAUAUAGAUGAAGAGUUUAAAUGAGAGAGUGCGUGUGUGCGAGAGAGAGAGAGAGAACGGAAGAGAGGGAGAGAGAGACAAUACGCUAUAUAUACAAGACUUAAUUUACACCAAAGGAAAAGAAAAAAUAAGAAAAAAAAAAAAAGGAAAAAAAAAAGAAAAGAAAAGAAAAAAUGUACGCCUAUGGCGUUCUUUCUACACAUACCUGUAAACCUUUACAUAUACAUAUACAUAUGUAUAAAUGUAUAUAUUAUAUAUAUAUAAUUAUAUAUAUUAUAUGUAUAAUUAUAAUAUGUAUAUUCUAUAUAUAGAUUUAUUUAUCAGAAAACUUUAGGCAAGGCUGGUCGAAUCGCCUUCAUCCUCGAUAUAUUAUGAUUUAAAUAAUAAUAUAUCAUUCGAACAACGAUCGUAAUUUUCUCCAAAAGCGUUUAAUUAAAAUUAAAAAAGGAAAAAAAAAGAAAGAAAGAGGGGGAAAAAAGGGUGAUCGAUUUCUCAGAUCAAAUACCGAGAAAUCCGAUUGAUAUCAAUGUUCUUGCCGUGAAAAAAAUUACCUGACUGUUGGUGCAUGCAAAAAUGAAAUAAAAUAGGAUAUCCUCACCUACCUCGUUGACUCGUUGUUAGCUUGUGAAAGAAAAAAAACGACGGAUGGUGAAAAGUCCAUUUACUUUUAACAUCGAUCUCGUUGUAUACGAUCGUUAACUGCAAAAAAAAAAA
Molecule: messenger RNA, 8198 nt
Organism: Apis mellifera (honey bee)
Lineage: Eukaryota; Metazoa; Arthropoda; Insecta; Hymenoptera; Apidae
Gene: Alk
Product: leukocyte tyrosine kinase receptor
Exons: 26
Coding region: 1682-6145 (1487 amino acids)
Biological process (GO): protein phosphorylation; cell surface receptor protein tyrosine kinase signaling pathway; positive regulation of kinase activity
Cellular component (GO): signaling receptor complex; membrane
Molecular function (GO): ATP binding; transmembrane receptor protein tyrosine kinase activity; protein binding
Source: RefSeq, a predicted model, not a curated record